GAAGUUACGCUUAUAAAUGCGACGUAUUCUGCUUCAUCCGCCAGUGAUAAAAUAGACUCCAUUACCAUAAACCCCUGAGGCUUGUUUUGAUCAUCUGAAAAAUGAAGUUUUUCAUCAGCUGUGUUCUUGUUAUCUUCUGCUCGUCUUCUGCUAUUGGUUUGCUUUCUCACGAAGCCAUCCUGAGCCUACAAAGGGACCAGGACGAUUGCGUCAGGGAAAGCGGUGUUACUCGGAGUACCGUCGAACAAGCCCAUCUCGAUCGAGUGAUACACAACGACGAGAAUAUGGCGAAAUUCGCAGCCUGUAUGCUGAAGAAAUUCAACGUCAUGUCUGACGACGGAAAGAUAAACGAAGACGUCUACUCGUACCAUCUCAUCUCCGACAAUCCAGCGAUGUUCGAAACCGCCGAAAAGUGUAAAAAGCGAACCGGCAGUGACGUGGACGAGACGGCCAGCAAAAUCAUGACCUGCUUCCUAAACUCGGACGUGUUCGUCCUUGAUCCUUACAUCGGAGUGCAUAAACGAGCUUAAGUUUUGGAGCUGAACAUGGGAAAAAAAACGUAAAUGUGUUUUUUUGCAUUUUGAAGUUUUUUUUCGAGGAACACUAUUUAAUUUACUAUUAUCUUGAGAUUUAAUUUCCAUUUGAAACUGAGAAAAAUUAUACGUAGUUUCAGAUAAAGAAAUAUAAUAAAACUCUCAAUUAUAUUUA
Nasonia vitripennis (jewel wasp) is the source of this 708-nucleotide messenger RNA. Its product is annotated as putative odorant binding protein 58. Gene Ontology annotation, biological process: sensory perception of smell. The record is from RefSeq and is a predicted model, not a curated record. Lineage: Eukaryota; Metazoa; Arthropoda; Insecta; Hymenoptera; Pteromalidae. Bases 102 to 530 code for a protein of 142 amino acids. Gene Ontology annotation, molecular function: odorant binding. The transcript has 5 exons.